GGAUGCGGCGGGGGAGGACGCGGACGAGCGGGUGCUGCGGGUCGCCACCGCCACCGCCGCGGCGGGCUUCCCGGGGGUGCCCGCACAGCCCCCGGCAGCUGCAGGGGGGGCAGCAGGGGGGCCCUCCCCCUCCGCCUGCCCCCCGGGUGACGUGGUGAGCAUGCUGACGGGUGUGUUCGGCUCCCCCGAGCUCUUCCUGGCGGAGUACCGGCGGCUGCUGGCGGGGCAGCUGCUGUACCGCUGCGAUUACGACACGGCCCGGGAGGUUCGCACGCUGGAGCUGCUCAAGAUGCGGUUCGGGGAGGGGGCCAUGCAUGCGUGCGAGGUGAUGCUGAAGGACGUGGCAGACAGCAAGCGCAUCAACCACCGGGUGCACUCCAUGUCCGCAGCGGGGGCGGCGGGGGCGGACAAACCCAUGUCACCCACAAGUGCUGCUGCUGCCGCCGCUGCCGCCGCUGCUGCCACUGCUGCCGCUGCCGCCCAGCUGCCUCCUCGCUCAACUCCCAUUGGCGCCCGGACGGCAGCUCGGGGGCAGUCGCAGCAGCAGCAGCAGCAGCGCCCGGCGGGAGGGGCAGGGGGUGGUGGGGGAGGGAGCGGAGGGGUCAACACGCCGCAGGUUCAGACGCGGUCUGCAGCGGCGGCAGCAGCCCAGCAGCAGCAGGCGGCGGUGACACCUGCGGCAGCCGCCCCCGCAGCAACCGCCUCCGCCGCCUCCUCGGCCGCGGCUGCCUCCUCCGCUCCCCCUCCCCCUCCUCCCCCCGCUGCUGCCGCCCCCGAGCUGGCCCCCGGUCCGGAGUUCGAGCUGCUCUCCGCCACCAUUCUGUCGUACCUCUUCUGGCCGGGGCAGGAGGACAGGGACAAGGGCGCCCCCGACGACCCCUCCUGCGGCCUGCUGCUGCCGCCCGAGGUGCGGGCCGCCAUGCGGGUGUUCGAGGGGCGCUACCGGCACCUCAAGACGCCGCGCAGCCUGAGGUGGCGGCCGCAGCUGGGGGCGGUGGAUCUGGAGCUGGCGGCAGGCGGCGCCACCGCCAGCUUCCGCGUGUCGCCCCUGAUGGCCACUCUGCUGCUAGCCUUCCGGGAGCGGGAGGUGCUGAGUGCGGGGGAGCUGGCGGCGGAGGUGGGUCUGCCGGUGGCUGUGGUGCGGCGCAAGAUGCUGUUCUGGGUGAACCACGGAGUGAUCGCGGAGGGG
This is a messenger RNA of Astrephomene gubernaculifera, 1189 nucleotides long. Lineage: Eukaryota; Viridiplantae; Chlorophyta; Chlorophyceae; Chlamydomonadales; Astrephomenaceae. The record is from the annotation of a GenBank genome assembly.